This is a messenger RNA of Chrysoperla carnea, 3347 nucleotides long. RefSeq names its product protein trachealess (gene trh). Lineage: Eukaryota; Metazoa; Arthropoda; Insecta; Neuroptera; Chrysopidae. The record is from RefSeq and is a predicted model, not a curated record. Bases 105 to 3056 code for a protein of 983 amino acids. Gene Ontology annotation, biological process: regulation of transcription by RNA polymerase II. The transcript has 11 exons. Gene Ontology annotation, molecular function: protein dimerization activity; DNA-binding transcription factor activity, RNA polymerase II-specific; RNA polymerase II transcription regulatory region sequence-specific DNA binding.
GCGACCUCAUUUUAAUUUCAACGCCAUUUUGUGUUACGUUGGCAACUCUUAGUGCGAUUUUUUAUUGUUGUUGUUAGUGAUUUUUAUAAAAGUGAACUUCAAAAAUGUUACCAUAUCAAACUGUUGCGGCUAUGGAUUAUGGCACAUCCACGACCGCCUUUCAACGCCAUCAGUCUGUUCCUGGGAGUAAUAAUGGUGGUACCGGUUUAACAACGUCACCUUUAACGGCGGCUGGUUUGGGUGCACAAGUCAACAUGAAUAUCAAUCCAGCAGCCGCGGCAUUCACCCACUCCUGGUUCGUACCGGCCGACUUCUGUGGUUUACCCGCGUACAAACACAACCAAAAUCACCACCAUGGUUCUGUACCGGUCCUCGAACCUGGUAUUUUGGAAUUACGAAAAGAGAAAAGUCGUGAUGCGGCUCGCUCCAGACGUGGCAAGGAGAAUUUUGAAUUUUAUGAACUAGCGAAAAUGCUACCAUUACCUGCGGCUAUUACUUCACAAUUGGAUAAGGCUAGCAUUAUACGUUUAACAAUUAGUUAUUUAAAAUUACGUGAUUUUUCGGGACAUGGUGAUCCACCGUGGAAUCGAGAUCAACCUCCAAAUAAAACCGUUAAAGGCAUACAAUCAAGAUCUAGAGCUGCAAAUAUGGCGUUAGAAAUGUUUGAACAACAUCAAGGAACACAUAUUUUACAAUCACUAGAUGGAUUCGCAUUAGCAUUAGCAGCUGAUGGGCGAUUCUUGUAUAUUUCAGAAACUGUAUCAAUAUAUUUAGGAUUAUCACAGGUUGAAAUGACUGGUAGCAGUAUAUUCGAUUAUGUGCACCAUGCCGACCAUACAGAAAUGGCUGAACAAUUAGGAUUAGGUUUAUCACAGGGACAAAAUAUGGCAUCACCAAAUAGUGCAAACUCUGAAGAAGGUACAUCCACAACAGGCACAAAUAAUCCAGAUGUUGCCACGAUAAUGUCGUUAAAUAAUAAUGGGCCAUAUAAAGGUCUUGAUCGAGCAUUUUGUAUUCGUAUGAAAUCAACGUUAACGAAACGCGGAUGUCAUUUUAAAUCGUCUGGUUAUCGAUGUGAAUUCCAGGUUGUUUUACUGCUGUGCCGUCUAAGGCCCCAAUACACAUUUUCACAUUCACGGAAAAAUCAACCGCCAUUAUUGGGAAUGGUUGCCUUAGCGAUUGCAUUACCACCGCCUAGUGUUCAUGAAAUUCGAUUAGAAUCAGAUAUGUUUGUGACAAGGAUUAAUUUUGAUUUUCGAAUAGCUCAUUGUGAGCCAAGAGUAUCAGAACUUUUGGAUUAUACUGCAGAGGAAUUAACUGGGAAAAAUUUAUACGCUUUAUGUCAUGGCGAAGACGCCAAUAAAUUAAGGAAAUGCCAUUUAGAUUUAAUCAGUAAAGGACAAGUUUUAACACAUUACUAUCGAAUGAUGAAUAAAAAUGGCGGAUACACAUGGGUACAAACUUGUGCAACAGUUGUAUGCAACUCGAAAAAUGCUGAUGAACAAAAUAUCAUAUGCGUUAAUUAUAUAAUCAGUGGUUUAGAAUAUGAAAAUUUAAUAAUGGAUUGUUGUCAAUUAGAGGAUAAUUCCCAAACAGUUAAACAUGAAGAGACUAGUGGGAAUGAUCCUGAAAAUCGAUCACCUGAUGCUGAUCGAGGAGAAGGGCAUUCUGGAGGAGCACCAAAUUCACAUCAAGAUUCACAUCGAUCCCCAGCAAACAUGGACGAUGGUUCCAGUGAUGGUCCCAACGAAAAUAAAGGACGUCACAUGGAUAAUGUAACACAAUUACAAAUGGAACAACCGAUUCCGGUACGAAAUAUCUCGUUACAAUCCACAAAAGAUAGACAUCAUCACACAACGGCCCACAAACGAAAACUAUCACAAGUUGAUCCUCAUGAACCAAGUGGUUCUGAAGAAGAUAAUAUCGAAGAUGAUAUUGAUGGUGCCAAACGUAAAAAUAUACAUCGAACCACAUCACGAAGUACAGCUUUAAGUCCAGCCUCGUCUUCAUGUCAUUCAAAUACUCAAACACCUGCAACGCAGGAGUCACAUAAUCGUAACGAUAAAAUUAAUUUAGUGAAUCCGGAACAAUUGACGUCGGAACAGCAACAAACUAACGAAGGUGCUUCGGGAACGUCCGUUAAAGAUUUAGAACAUGCAAUGUCGAAACAUUUACCAAGUAGUAUAUUAACGAAAAAUUCAUCGAAUAGUAAAUCACCGAAUAAUGCAGGAGUUGUUUUACAUCAACCGACUGAUUUUAGUACGGAUGCACUUUUGAAACAACAGCAACAGCGUAGCACUAUACAAUGGAUUGGAGCUCAUCAUCAUUUGAAUCAUUUGAGUCAUCAUCAGCAGUUACAACAUGCUCAGGCGCAAGCUUCAGGUGCUCCAUUACCAGCGACAGCCUUACUACGCCAGCUGUACGCGAAUCGUGAAAGUGUCAUCCGUGCAAACGUCCACAGUAGUUCCGUAGGAAGUCGUACCACUGGAAAUUCAUGGAGUGAUGUAUCCCAAGUUGGUGUAGGACCCUUACCAACACCUCCAGGCAGCGAAGGUUCCUCAUCUGCAUACGUUGAACAUCAAUUUAUGCUGUCUCAACAGAAAGCUAACCCUGCAGUAAGUGGUGAUGCAUUCACUAGCUUAAUCUCCACGUACUCAAGUGCAGGAGGCUCAGGAGGUGGAGGCGGUUAUGGCAUGGAUUAUCAUUCGGCGAUGACUCCACCUUCAUCAGUCUCACCACGUGAUAAACAUCAACAAUUACAUACCCAAGUAUUCGAUAAUCCCGUAUAUUCGGAUGUAUUGCGUGCGCAUCAAUAUGGUGUAAGUGUGGGUGCUUCGGAUAAUCAACCAGCACAACCUUUACCCCUAAAACCUCAAGUGUAUUCGGCAAUGCAUCCUAGUGCACUUGAUACCUAUGGUCCGAUUGAUCAAUCACAAUUUUAUCAUCAUGGUAGCAGUGCGGCCGGCUUUCAUCUGUAUCAUCCGGCGACGGCAGCUUCCUCCAAACCAUCUAGUGGUCAUGUAUCGACAUCGAAUUGGUAUUCAACGUCAUCAUAGUUUUAAAGUGUACACGAUUACUUUCUUCUAUUUUUUUUGUACUUAAAUCCAGAAAAAAAAAACAAUUUUACUCAUUAUAUGUGCGCUUAAAAAAUGUAGCCGGACGCCAUGUGAAUAAUAUGCGCGAUAAUUUAUUUAAUGUUGGUAUUACUUAAAACUUAACUUUUAAAAAAAAACACAGCAACGCGGUAUUUUUUUAAUAAUGAAACACUCCAAAAUUCUCCCAGCCUCCCCCCAUUCCCUUUUUUCCUCAUCCAACACACAAAAAAUGUUUUUUUAUAAAAAAAAAAU